GCAUCAGGGUCCCGGACACCCAGGAUCUGCAGAGAGGACCAGACACCCCUGAUUGCAGAAAUGUGCUCCCUCCCCAUGGCAAGAUACUACACAAUGAAAGAUGCAGAUCAGAAGGCUCUGUACGUGAGAGAUGGCCAGCUCCUGGUGGGAGAUCCUGUUGCAGACAACUGCUGUGCAGAGAAGAUCUGCGUACUUCCCAACAGAGGCCUGGACCGCAAGAAGGCCCCCAUCCUCCUCGGGAUCCAGGGAGGGAGUCGCUGCCUGGCAUGUGUGGAGACGGGAGACGGGCCUUCCCUGCAGCUGGAGGAUGUGAACAUUGAGGACCUCUACAAAGGUGGCGAAGAGACCACACGCUUCACCUUCUUCCAGAGCAGCUCGGGCUCCGCCUUCAGGCUUGAGGCAGCUGCCUGGCCUGGCUGGUUCCUCUGUGGUCCAGCCGAGCCCCAGCAGCCGGUACGGCUUGCCAAGGAGAGUGAGCCCUCGGCCUGCACCGAGUUCUACUUCGAACAGAGCCGGUAGGGAGGCGGGAGGCUGAGUUCCAGCCUGGUGCCCACA
Messenger RNA from Propithecus coquereli (Coquerel's sifaka), 555 nucleotides. It is a transcript of the gene IL38, whose product is annotated as interleukin 1 family, member 10 (theta). Gene Ontology annotation, molecular function: interleukin-1 receptor binding; cytokine activity. Lineage: Eukaryota; Metazoa; Chordata; Mammalia; Primates; Indriidae. The transcript has 5 exons. Gene Ontology annotation, biological process: positive regulation of gene expression; cytokine-mediated signaling pathway; cellular response to lipopolysaccharide. The record is from RefSeq and is a predicted model, not a curated record. Bases 61 to 519 code for a protein of 152 amino acids.